Molecule: messenger RNA, 2686 nt
Organism: Drosophila miranda
Lineage: Eukaryota; Metazoa; Arthropoda; Insecta; Diptera; Drosophilidae
Gene: fd102C
Exons: 2
Coding region: 809-2521 (570 amino acids)
Biological process (GO): cell differentiation; regulation of transcription by RNA polymerase II; anatomical structure morphogenesis
Molecular function (GO): DNA-binding transcription factor activity, RNA polymerase II-specific; RNA polymerase II cis-regulatory region sequence-specific DNA binding
Source: RefSeq, a predicted model, not a curated record
CAGUUAGUUUAUUAAUUAGUUUAUAAAUUAAAUGAAAUAUGUAAUCGAUUUGUGAAUCUGAUUUUAAAUGGACAGCGCUAAAAAUCAAGAAUUGAUCUAAUAAGAGAAUAUCAUGGUGUCGAAAUUGCUUUCUGCUGUUCAAAAAAGAUCUGAUCUACAAGACUGUAGACAAAAUAUAGGAAAAAUUCGGGGUCCUAAGCUCUAGAUACUAUAUUCCUAUAACAGCCAAUUAUGUAUUUUAUCAGCUUAUUCUUCAUUAUGCAAUACAUACAUAAAAUUGCCUUUUCUAAGUUUUGCCUGAAGCAUGACAAUUUUGUAGUUCUACAGAAUUAUACUGUAGAACUUUUAGCUUCCGAGACUCUAAAAAACUACAUUCUGCAUUUCGGAAACGAUUAAAAUUAGAUAUUAGCCUCGGCAAAGGUAUAAAAAAGACUUACAUAUGCUUACGUGUGCCACACCUUGCCCAGUCCAAUUUUCCGUUCAGUAAAGCACGGCGGUCUCAUUUCGAAAUUACAUACAUACUCGUACUCGUAUCGUGUACUUGAAAUCCCAAGAGUGUUUUUGCUAUAUCAAACUUGAAAUUGAGAAAAACGGCUCAGCACUUCAAAAGUGGCGUCAAGUGGAGCACUCAUUAACAUAAAUACCGAAGAUCAACACAUCGUAUUGCACGGAAGCAUGGGGUCAUGGGGUCCAACAGACCCCACAAUGUGUGGCUUGCAGUCGAAAACCAGCUGCAUCUGAUGCUCACAAGGAAAUGAAGAAAUGAAAGUGAUAACCAGCCUGUUCUUAGGAUUAAAUCACGAAAAAAAUGGCACACACUGAUUUGGCUGCAUCGCGGUCGAACACACCCGACCAGGAACGGGACUGUGCUACUGACAACGGACACAUGCCUAAACCACUUACGGCUGGAAUUUAUCCCACUAGCUCCUCUAGAAAUGCUCAAGCGACAACCAUGGCCCUAGAACAGUACCGAUUGCAGCUCUACAAUUAUGCCUUGAAUAUUGAACGAUUCCGUUGUCCGCAAUAUGGGACAGCUGGAGGGGCUAGUACGCCUUGGAUGCAUAUGAAUCCGUACGCAGCCCAGAGCACCGGUACAGGUGUCAAUCGAAUGACUGCGCUUUCGACCAUCUCCCUGUUUCCCCAGUCGCAGCGCAUAUUUCAACCAGAGGAGCCUAAGCCACAACACAGCUAUAUUGGACUCAUAGCAAUGGCAAUUCUCAGCUCAACGGAGAUGAAGUUGGUCCUCUCAGACAUUUACCAAUACAUUUUGGAUAACUAUUCGUAUUUUAGAAGCCGUGGGCCUGGUUGGAGAAAUUCUAUCAGGCAUAAUCUAUCACUGAAUGAUUGCUUUAUUAAAUCGGGACGCAGCGCAAAUGGCAAAGGACAUUACUGGGCAAUACAUCCGGCCAACAUGGAUGAUUUUCGCAAGGGUGAUUUUCGGCGCCGUAAGGCCCAGCGCAAGGUGCGAAAGCAUAUGGGUCUGUCAGUAGAUGACAGCACUGAUUCUCCCAGUCCCCCACCGUUAGAUCUUACAACACCUCCACCGCCGAGCUCUCAAGCUACAAUACAAUUGGCCGCCCUUAGUUAUCCGUAUCACCAAAACUAUAUCGGGCAGUUCUUCAAUCGAAAUUCAGACACAGCUUCGCCACAUUAUUCCGUAUCACAUCCGGUACAGACGUUACAGCGGCAGCCCAAUUGCCUAGAACCAUCAAUUCAACAAGCACAUCAACAUAUUGCGUAUAUUAACUCUACGACAACGACAACAAUAGCAAACAUGUAUUCGCAAACACGAAAGCGUCAGUUCGACGUAGCCUCGUUACUGGCCCCUGAUGUUCAGAUCGUUGAUAUCGUAUCUGAAGAUCAGGAGUCUUCGCCAGCGGCUAAUGCAGCUACAGCUACUCGGACAACAACUCAACAUACGGUCAUUACAAAGCAAACCAUACACCGUGAGGUGGUUGUGGGAUUGGAGCAACCAGUUGCUGAUACUGAUAUUGACGCAGAUAUCGACGUUGAAGUUAAUGUUGAUGUGGUGGAUGAUAGCAAUGAUCCUGAUCCCGAUCUCGACCCGGAUGCGGAUGAGCCCGGAAAAACAACAGAGGUAAUGAAACAAGUGUUCUCUGUCGAUGACAAUAACUCGUACCUAAGCGAUGGCAGGCGUUCAUCUUUCGAUGCCGACCCUGAUCCUGAAGAUCUUGAGCCGCAUAACUACUCCAUUUCCAGUUCGGCAGCAAGAUCUUUGGGCAGCAGUAGUAGCCAACAUGAGGAAUCUAACUCAUUGGAGGAAUGUCCCACUGCUACAUCCGCCAUCACAAGUACACCCAAUGCAAGGUUAAAUUCAACAUCACAUCUGACAGUAGCAAUUCCUAAGGCAUACAUAGAACUCAACCAUGUUGAUCCACACAUACUGAGUAGAUAUUAUGGGACAUAUAUGGCGGCCGCAGCUCGAUGUGCUAGUCUGGAGUCCAGGGAAAAAUCGAACACUACCCCUCCACCGUCCAUCGAAAUAAUCUCACAUAAGUAAAAAAAAAACAUGCUACAAUCUACAAUUUACAUACGUAUGAGUAUCUGUACAUACAUAAAUGGAAAAAAAAAACUGUAAACCCACCCUGAAAUACUCACGUAUAUGCCAUAUGUAUUAAUAUGUUUUAAGCUUAUCUGAAAGUAUACACAUUUCCAUAAAGGUAAA